Molecule: messenger RNA, 2140 nt
Organism: Lobosporangium transversale
Lineage: Eukaryota; Fungi; Mortierellomycota; Mortierellomycetes; Mortierellales; Mortierellaceae
Exons: 4
Coding region: 254-1990 (578 amino acids)
Molecular function (GO): RNA binding
Source: RefSeq, a predicted model, not a curated record
AAAAAACAAAAAAAAAAAAAAACAAAAAAAAAAGAACCCACUUGAACGUUCUAUAAGCAUUUCGAGGGUUUGAAGCCAAGAGUGCCGAAAGCAGAUCUAGAAAAACAAGCGCUGAAAGCUACCUUUUUCCAUCCUCGCCCCGUUCCCCGAGAUAUUCAACCUCUUCUCUUUCUCCAACUUCUUCACUACAACAACUAUCAUUACUGACCAAAAAGAAAAAAAGAAAAAAAGAUCCAUUCUUGUAUACGACGAUAUGACUACCAAACAACUCGAUAUGACCUUUGAUGCAAUGUCGCUCCGCGACAACGGUCCUGCCUCGCCACUGGAUCAUCACCAUCAUCAGCAGCAAGGAUCGUAUCAGCCACAGCACCAACGCCGCUACUCGCAGUAUGGGUCUGAACGUGGUCCUGCUAGCCCAUUGACCCGCAAGCCGACCAAUGGUGGCAAUGGAAAUGGCAUGAGUGGCUACCAAUCACAAAGAAACAGCAUGGGGAUGGCCAUCAAUGCCAGCCAAAGUAUGAAUGGCAAGCGUCAUUCUAAUCGCAUGUCCCUUGCGAGUGUGAACUGGAGCCCUCCACAGGCUUCGCCCAUUCAGUCGCCUGUGCUGCAACAGGAUCCUCGCCAGCAGCAAUACUACCAGCAUCAAGCCUAUGCUUACCAGCCCAUGAUGCAGCCAGGACCCCUCAUUGGCCAGUUUCAGCCUCAGCCUUACCCUCAGCCUCCUCAACAUAUGCAGCAGCCACAGAUGCAACAGCAGCAACAGCAGCAGCAACAACAACAACAACAACAACAGCAGCAGCAACAACAGCAGCAGCAACAACAGCAAGGAGAGGAGCCUGUUGAUACUAUCCCAACAGCCAUUGUGAUCAAGAACAUUCCUUUCUCUGUUAAGCGUGAUUCGCUGCUUGCCAUCCUCGAUAAUCUUGAUAUUCCCAAACCAUAUGCCUUCAAUUAUCAUUUCGACAAUGGUAUCUUCCGCGGUUUAGCGUUUGCGAAUUAUAGAACAGCAGAGGAGGCUGACUUGGUUUACAAUGCCGUGAAUGGAUUUGAGGUCCAGGGCAGGAAGCUGCGAGUGGAAUACAAAAAGGUGAUGCCGGCUGCGGAGCAGGAGAAGAGGGAUCAAGAAAAGGCUGCUGCUGCAAUGGCGGCACACCAGGAGGCGCUUCAACGCAGGGAAAUGGAGAUUGUGGAAGCUCAGUUGUUAGAACAACAGGAGCGACAGGAGAGACAACGUGAGUUAAUGGAGUUGCAGAGCCGUGAGUUUGAAAGAACUCGAAACCGUGCAUCUGCAGCUCUGUUGGAGCGACGUGACUCGGGACGUAGCCUCUUGGACAGAGAGGACUCGAGUGCAUCGCUGUACCAAUUGGACCUGAACGAUGGAGAGACCUUGGCAUUUUAUGAUCGCCUUUUAAUGUUCCGAGGCGAUGCUACGAAAGAUGACAUGAUCUUCCCUGAGAACCUUAGCCCUCGUCAGCGCCGUAUUUUACAUCUUAUCGCAGACAAGUUAUCGCUGCACUACUAUACCGAAGGCGAGGGUAACCUCCGUCGACUUAUUAUUAUGAAAACCCCUCAUCCUAACGCUGCUCUCGAUUCCAGUGCAGGAGGACCUUCUACACCUACCAAGCAACGACCAAUUUCGUUCGCAGGACGUGGAUCGCUGAGAUCUGAGAGUCCUAUUUACAAAUCACGAUCACCUUUACCCGACAUUCCAUCAUCAACACUCAAUGGUUCUGUUGCAAGCACAACCAGUAUCAUCUCCAACUACUCCAAUUAUACCUCUACUACUCGAUCGACAGGCUCUGCCUCACCAACCAGGUCACUCUAUCGCAAAUCCAUGGUCUUCGAUGCCGCUGCCGGAAACAGCCCCAUCGGAGCUAACCUGAUAUACCCUAUUCGUCAGCCUAAGGGACCAGAACCUGGCAAAGUGUUUACAGUUCGUGAGCAAAAGCAAUUACGUGAUACCGCCAUGAUCAAGCCAGCAUUUUAUUAACUAAAAUCAACCAACAAUGCAUCUAUCAUAACAAGGACGAGGACAUUUUGAACAGGAUCUGAUGAAUGAAUUAACGAGUUGCAUUUUAGAAGAAAAGAAAAAAAGGCAAAAUCAACCUUAACCGCUGUAUUCCCUCUCUCUCUCACGAAC